Messenger RNA from Trichomycterus rosablanca, 1226 nucleotides. RefSeq names its product formyl peptide receptor 1 (gene fpr1). NCBI's taxonomy places the organism in Eukaryota, Metazoa, Chordata, Actinopteri, Siluriformes, Trichomycteridae. The record is from RefSeq and is a predicted model, not a curated record. The transcript has 2 exons. Gene Ontology annotation, biological process: complement receptor mediated signaling pathway; positive regulation of cytosolic calcium ion concentration; phospholipase C-activating G protein-coupled receptor signaling pathway. Gene Ontology annotation, molecular function: G protein-coupled receptor activity; complement receptor activity. Bases 90 to 1226 code for a protein of 378 amino acids. Gene Ontology annotation, cellular component: plasma membrane.
GGAUAUCUGUGCUGCAGCUGUGAGGAUUUAUUCUUCUAAACUGAAGAUCUGAUACUCGGGGUUGACAGAUUGCUUCAACCACCACUGUGAUGUAUCUAAACAACAGGACAGAGAUGCCUUCCCAUCCCAACGCAUCCGAGGGUAACUGGUCUGAUGAAGACGAUUAUGACUAUUAUUUUGAUGAACAUGCUGAGCUCAGGCAAUCACUCAACAUCAUGUCACUCAUAGUCUACUGUCUAGCCUUUGUGCUUGGAGUGGUUGGAAACGGCAUUGUGAUAUGGGUGUCUGGAUUCAAGAUGAAGAAGACGGUAAAUACAGUCUGGUUUCUCAACCUAGCAGUAGCAGACUUUCUCUUUACUGCGUUUUUGCCUCUCAGCGUGGCCUACACAGCCAUGGGUUUUCACUGGCCGUUCGGCCGCUUCAUGUGCAAGUUCAACAGCACUCUCGGUUUCCUCAACAUGUUUGCCAGCGUUUAUAUCCUGGUGGUCAUCAGUGUGGACCGGUGCAUAUCAGUGGUCCGUCCGAUAUGGGCACAAAACCACAGAAGUGUCAGUUGUGCCUCAGGGCUGAGCCUUGCUGUUUGGAUCUUUGCUUUACUUUUGAGCUCUCCGUACUUCGUUUUCAGAGACACUGCUCCAGACCGCAAUAAUCCGAAUGUAAUCAACUGCUUCAACAACUUUGCCUUUCCUGAUGAUUAUGAGAAUGAGGAGGUGAUGGAGCUCAGGGACUUACGACACCGGGCGAUGAUCAUCACACGUUUCUUGCUGGGUUUUGUGAUACCUUUUACCAUCAUUGUCUCCUGCUAUGCUGUCAUCAUUCAUCGCCUUAAAAGAAACCGUACAAUGUCAGGCCGUACAGGGCGCCCCUUCAAGAUCAUCGCUGCUGUAAUAACCGCUUUUUUUCUGUGCUGGGCUCCCUACCACAUCCUGAUUUUGAUCGAGAUGGCUAACCACAUGCUUCCUGAGAAUAACUCCACCCUGGAAACUGUGACCACUAUUGGCAUUCCCAUAGCCACCAGUUUGGCUUUUCUUAACAGCUGCUUGAAUCCAUUACUGUAUGUGUUUAUUGGUCAGGAUUUUAAAGACAAGGUGCGGAAGUCAAUCCUGAAAGUGCUGGAGAAUGCAUUCACAGAAGAGGUAUCACGCACCAAUACCUGUACAAACUCAAUGCUCAAUAGCCGCAGCAAGGACCAAGGGAGUAAGUCCUUCUCUGAUGCAGAGCUGUAA